This is a messenger RNA of Antechinus flavipes (yellow-footed antechinus), 2652 nucleotides long. RefSeq names its product acyloxyacyl hydrolase (gene AOAH). NCBI's taxonomy places the organism in Eukaryota, Metazoa, Chordata, Mammalia, Dasyuromorphia, Dasyuridae. Bases 396 to 2240 code for a protein of 614 amino acids. Gene Ontology annotation, molecular function: acyloxyacyl hydrolase activity; calcium ion binding. Gene Ontology annotation, biological process: negative regulation of inflammatory response; lipopolysaccharide catabolic process. The transcript is spliced from 21 exons. The record is from RefSeq and is a predicted model, not a curated record.
GGGGGAUCGCUGGGGGCAGGGAACCUCCUGGUUGUUGACAGUAAAUCUGAAAGCUGCCUCAAGGAUCCCCAAAGAGGAAGCUGAGCCCGAGCCAGUAUUAAGAGGCUGCCGCGGGGUGGGGUUUCGCAAGACAGGAAAAGUGGGUGCGCAGUGACAUCCUCGUGAACCCUUCCGAAAACCACGACUUUCUGAUCCCAGACUCUGGGAGCUGCGCUCCGGGCCUCUGACGGUUGGCCCGGCCCACGCCAUCGCUGCCGGCUUUGGGGCCCCAAGUCUGGGGACGUCGCGCUUUUUCCCAAAGGCCGAGAAGCGAAGCGCUGGUUCGGGAGCCUCAGUGUCUGUCCGGGCCCCAGAAAGUGGGUCUUCCCUGAGUUUUGCUGGUCCCCUGUCCCGCAAUGAAGAGUUCCGGGCGGAUGCUCCUGGCGGCCAGCCUCCUCUUCCUCUUCCCUGCCCCCACCCCCUGCUCUUCGGCUCCCAGGGCCCCGAGCGGCCCCCAGCUCUCCCACGGACACGCGUGCUUAGGAUGUGUGCUGAUCGUGUCCGUAGUGGAACAACUGGCGCAAGUCCACAAUUCCACCGUGCGGGAGGAGAUGGAGAGACUGUGCAGCUUCCUCCCUGAAAAGCUCUUCCUGAAAAGCAUCUGCUUCCUCACAGCAGAAAUCUUUGGACCGGACAUCAUCAAACUGCUGAGUCUGAAGCUGAACGCGGAUGUGGUCUGCCAUGCCCUCCACUUCUGUAAGCAGGAGCCCGGGCAGCCCCUCUGCCACCUGUACAACCCUCCCCAGGGGGGCCUGAAGCACGCGCUGAGCAGAGCCAGCAGGAGCCUCCAAUACACGCCACCCUGGACCAGUCCUGGGGAUAGGACGGGGAUCUGUUCCAUCCCUGCUUUGGCCAAGAUCUGCCAGAAAAUUGAACACGUUGUGAACACGAGCCUGCCCUGGGAGGACGCGGACGGGGACAAGCACAGCGCCUUCCCCACUUUGAGAGGCUUUUACUGGAGAGGGAGAGACUGCGAUGACAGGAACAGGGACGUCUACCCCGGCCGCCGGCCGGAGAACUGGGACUCGCGGCAGGAUUCCAACUGCAAUGGCAUUUGGGGAACAGAUCCAAAAGAUGGCAUCCCAUACGAGAAGAAAUUCUGUGAAGGUUCAGAAGCCAAGGGUCUCAUUGUGCUGGGGGACUCGGCCGCAGCCCAUUUCCACAUACCCCCAGAGUGGCUGACAGCGGCACACAUGUCUGCGCAAACGUUCUCCAAUCUGCCGACGGCUUUGAGCAAUGAGUUAGACUGGCCCCAGCUCUCCGGCAUGACCGGGUUUCUGAAUUCUGCCGGCAGAUCCCCUGACAACUCUGUUUAUCUGCGCCUUCGUCAGAGAAACCGCUGCAACCACCGAGACUACCAGAACAUUUCUAGAAACGGCGCUUCUUCCGGGAACCUUCGGAAGUUCUUGGGAAGCUUGUCCAGAAACCAGCUGUUGGAUCAGCCGGCCCUCGUGGUCUACACCAUGCUGGGGAACGACGUGUGCAACGGGAAGAACAACACGGAGUCGGAGAUGAGCACCCCGGAGGCCCUGCGAGCUCACGUCCUGGACACGCUGGCCUUCCUCGAUUCCCGCCUCCCCCGGGGCAGCCACGUGGUCCUCUCCGGCCUGGCGGGCGGGCGCUUCCUCUGGGACACCCUGCACGCUCGCCUCCAUCCUCUGGGCCAGCUGAACAGGGACGUCACCUACAAGCAGCUCUACGCCUUCCUCAGCUGCCUCCAGGUGAACCCCUGCCGGGGCUGGAUGACCGCCAACGAGACUCUGCGAACUCUGACCUCUCAACGGGCCCUGCAACUUUCCAAGGUUCUGCAAGAAAUCGCAGCCAGUGAGAAAUUCGCCAGCUUGAGCCUCCUGUACCUGGAUUACCCUUUAAGAGAAAGCAGCCUCGCAGCUCGCCGCAGAGUUCUUCUGGGAGAAAGUGCUCCGGCGGUGGCCCCACGUCCUCGGGAAGGAGAAUCCGUUCAACGCCCGGAUCGAGCGGCUGUUUGGGGAUCAGGGAGGUCACUGAGGGCCGCGGCCUCGGGCGCACUCGGACCGUCAGCACCCGAGCGGGACGACGGCCCCGGUCUCAGCCCCCCGGGAUCUCCCGGCCCUCGGCGCCCAUGGCCAGCCCCACGCCAGAGGCCCCAGGGCCGCAGACAGCCUCGCCCCUCCCCUUCCUCCCGCUCCACGCGGCCGGGUGCCCCUGAGCCACCCCAGUGAUGGCGCCCCCUAGGGUUUCUCCAUGGGACUGAUUCUCCUCUGCUCGGCACCGAGACGCCUCCCUUAGACGUAAACGUCCCGGGCAAGGAUUAUUUUUGUGUCCUCGUCCCCCUGCCGAGCCCAAGGCGCGGGUGGUGCGGCGGGCAGAGCCUGGAACCGGGAGGUCCGAUUCGGUCUCCGCCGCUCACUGUGGGCCCUGGGGAUGUCCCUUAAGUCCUGUUUGCCUCAGUUUCCUCUGCUGCAAAAUGGGGGCAGUAACGGCCCCCGCCCCCCGGGGCUGCCGUGAGGACAAAAUGAAGCAGCGCGUGCGGCCCCUGACACAUAGCAGGUGCGCUAUGAGACUAUUCCGCGGCCUCGCUCACAGGAGCUUGUGGGAUGUGAGUAAAGUGCAUUAAAGCGGGCUCCCCCUCCC